Molecule: messenger RNA, 720 nt
Organism: Eremothecium cymbalariae DBVPG#7215
Lineage: Eukaryota; Fungi; Ascomycota; Saccharomycetes; Saccharomycetales; Saccharomycetaceae
Gene: RRG7
Product: Rrg7p
Exons: 1
Coding region: 1-720 (239 amino acids)
Cellular component (GO): mitochondrion
Source: RefSeq, a predicted model, not a curated record
AUGAUAAGGACCACAGCUAGUCGGACACCGUUUUGCGUUGCUUAUAGGAAAUCUCUAACCGAAUAUAUUAGUGAUAAUGUUCAUAUAUGUGAUUCGACAGUGUUUCAAGGCACGCUCUACGAGCUAACAGUGAUGCGAGAACUUCAUGACAAGCUACAUAUUGAAAAUUUAUGUCAGACUGGUGGGGCCUAUGAUGGUGGAGUUGAUAUCAGGGGUAAAUGGGAUAUCUCUAAUAUCUACAACAGGGUAAAGAAAUUAGUGGAUCUGGAUAAAAAGUUGCCCAAGAGAUAUAGUGUUAAUGGUUUGAAUCUCAAGCCGUUAAGGACCAAGAUCAUUGAGAACAACAAUAGCUACAGGCCACUGGAUAUCAUUGUGCAAUGUAAAGCGUUCACAGCCAGAAAGAUCACUGGGAAGCAGAUCCGUGAGCUGAUGGGGGCAUUCUCGAUGAUCAGCAAAAACCAUGAAAAAAGAAAUAAUACCAUAGUCAUGAUGAGUUCGCCCAACUUAUUAACAAAAGAUGCAGUUGCAGUCAUGAACCAGAUGCGUAUUCCACUCGUGUAUUUACAGAUCACAAUGAUAAAGCCUUCAGAUGCGGAGCCUGAUUUUAACGUCAAUCAAUCCGGGCACCUGUGCCAUUAUUUCGAGAACGAAUAUGCCUCCAAACUUCUGGAUAAUUGCGGCAUCAACGAGUGGAUCAAACUAGAGGCAUAUAAAUUAUAG